This is a messenger RNA of Salvelinus fontinalis (brook trout), 4068 nucleotides long. RefSeq lists its product as uncharacterized. The transcript is spliced from 6 exons. The record is from RefSeq and is a predicted model, not a curated record. Bases 1657 to 3357 code for a protein of 566 amino acids. NCBI's taxonomy places the organism in Eukaryota, Metazoa, Chordata, Actinopteri, Salmoniformes, Salmonidae.
UGCCCAAUUCCAAAAUCAAAUCCUAUAGCCAUAGUCCCUACCUGCAAAGAAAUGUUGUAGCCUAUAGGUAGGCCACCAUCAUGUGGUAGUAUAUAAGAAAUGUAGACCUACAAUCUGAUAGGAAAGGUGGAGUUUCCUCCUCAUUGCUUACAAAAGUGUAAAAGAUCAGAUUUUAAACAAACAGGUAAAUAGUGGUGAUUCGGAACCAUGGUCAAAGACAAUCAGAAUUCCGAUUCAGCACCUGUACAGCGUGGACAGCGACAAUGCAAACGAAGAAUGUUUGCCCUUAACUCCGCGUUUCCCAAACUCAGUCCUCGGGACUCCAAAGGGUGCACGAUUUUUGUCCUAACACUACAUAGCUGAUUCAAAUGAUCAAAGCUUGAUUGAUAGUUAAUUAUUUGAAUCAGCUGUGACGUGUUAGGGCAAAAAACAAAAAGUGCACCCGAGGACCUAUUUGAUACGGACUCUGCAGAAGUCAGGGCAUUCAUACUUCUUGCGCUUCAAUGCGGAGCUAUAUGGAGCCCUCUAUAUUGUUACAACAUUUGAGAGAUGCAUGGCGUGGCUCUGUAGGCUUCGCAACUGCAUCACACCAUCCAUACGGCGCCUCAAGCCACAUUUUCGGAUCAAGCCUAAAUUGGCUCAUAGUCUGAGGAUUCCCACAUUCCUAUCCACACCAAAUAUAUUUUGGUUUUGAGCUAUCAGAUGCCUUUUGCAACACACUGUUUAUGUCGACAAGUGUCCAUCAUGUCAGUGAACUAUUUGGGUCAGAACCUAAUGAGGAUCGCAUGACGCACGCGAUGAUAUUGUGCAACCUUCAUCAACAGCAAUGGCAAUGUCAAAAUAAAUAAACUGUAAAAUAGUAGUGAAAUUGGAGUAAAGUACCCGCCAACGCGCCAGAUAUCAAGUUUUUCGAAAAAAAACUCAUUAAAAUAAUGUUAGCGCAGGUGUCACAUAUAGGCUACAUUUUGGCAAUCAAAAUUGUAAACAAAUAAGAGUAGUUUGGAGUCACAAAACGAAAUCUGCCAAGCACCCCAAAGCGGAGUAGCAACAGGUGUGCCUAUUGGCUCAGAGCUCGGCAGCUGAAAUAGCUAUGCAAACAGUUUCCCUCUCUACAUUGCUUUUUAAUUAUAGACAGGAUGCGGGUGACGACAGUCGUCCCAUCGAGACCUCAAAUGCUGGAAUAAAUUUGACAUUAAGAUACUUGAUCUUGGCUCCAGUGAUGCGACGUAAAUACGAGGUGCACUAUAAAGUCUGGGUCCCCCGCUGGAACAUAAGUUGUUUACCCUGAUAAAAGGUACCUGCUCUGGACAUAACCCUGCCCAAGCUUGACAAGAGAGGGCUCCUUUAAAAUCCAAUCCGCGGGACUUUACGUAAUAGAACAGAGGCACAAAAGCGAGGAUUUCGCGACAAGGGGACUGACUCUCGAGCGGUGGAAGCGCAGCCGCAACCGGGCAAACAGAGGAUCUCAAGAGAUUCACGUGUUCCGCCAACAUUUCCACACCUUGGUGACCCCUUCAAGACAGAAAGACAAAAAGCUAGGAAGUUGAAAACGAAAGGAAGUUAGGAAGUUGAAACAGAAGAAGGAAGAAGAAGUUGUGGUGGAAGAAAAGAAAGUUGUGACAGGAAGUAAAGAGUUUCUGCAGGAAGCGGCCCAAAAUGGCGGCCACCGAACUGCAGCGCGGUCUGGAGCAGGCUGGGCGGGGCUGGGGAACAGAGAAGGUGGAGCUUCUGGACAGCUUCGACUCAGAGAUGCAGGAAUGGGAGGACCAGCUGCAGGACAUGCAGAGGAAGAUAGAGGAGCUUUACAAUGAGGUGCAGGCUCGUAGAGGGGGAAAUGAUGUCACCAUGGACAACGGCAAAAAUGAUAGGAUGCACCAUGGCAAUGGCUUCUGUGACCUGCCUGGCAGCCAUAGCAACAGAACCAAGGACCAACCAAGAGCUGUUGUUGUGCCAAAUCACUGUAGCAACGGUUGUAGUCACGGCCCCAACGGUUACGGCGAACCUGUCAACCAUCAGAUUGGUGGUUAUCCAAAUUGCAACGGUGCGGUGGAACUUGAAGACUUGUUGCAGGAUUAUCUUGGACAUGGUCACGGAAAGACCUGGAAGACCAACUCAGCUCUCAAUAAUGUAACCCUUGUCCCACUUCUCUCUCAGCAUCUGAAGGAGAUCACUAAAGGGAGCCAGGAUCAGUCUCUGCACCGGGAUGCGAUGAAGAGGCCUGUUGAGAAUGAGAGGAUUGGUCAGGUGCGGUUUGCAGACGAGGAGGCUGAGAACAGGAAGAACAGAGUGUCACACAGAAAGAGUUCCCCCUGCAGGGACCUUAACAAGCCCCCUCUUAGACAGAGAGAAGUCCCUCCCGUACCCCCCCGCUCCACCUCCCAGGUUGCCUCAUCCGAGACUUCCCCAGCCCUUGACAGAAAGUCCCACCCCCCCGGGGUCCUUGUGGACAAGAAGUGUUGUAGCCCCUCGGUCCUCAGGAAGUUUGGGGCCAUGCUCCAGAAGAACGAGGGGAAAACCCUCACCAACACCGGUGUGGUGACCAACCAGGUGCCUAUCGAGAACAAGUGCCCCACCCCCGUCUGUCAGCGUAAAGAGCUGGGCGGCAGCAGGGCGCCUGGGCACUUGCCUGUCCAGAAAUGCCAGGCGGAUUCCAUCAUGCUUACAGUGGCAAUGGACCCCAGCAAAGAACGAGGAUCUGGUGGGGCAGUGAGAGACUAUAGGAGAGAGAGCCAGCUUGGUGAGGGUAGAGGCACCUCAAUGGGUAGCUAUGCUCACCCUAAAGGAUCCCAGGCAGGGCGUCAGAGGAGGGCCGAGGCCAAAGCAAGGGCCCUCGGAGGGGCAGACAGAGAGACAGACAUUGGUCUGGUCCAGGGGGAGAGGGCCAGGAGGCCUGCAUACCAGCCUAGGGAGCCCAUACUGGACUACAGGAACUUGAGUGGGUCCCAUGUUGGAGCUCAGAGGAUUCAGAGGGGAGGGCCAGUUGCAGGUCAGAAUAAGGCUGAUGGACUCAUUGAGCUACUGGAUAUGCUGGACAUCGAGCACGAGUACAACUCCAGCCCCCGAGCCACAAAGUCUGCUUACAGAAAGGACACACAGAAGGUGAGCCCAGCCGAGUUGUCCCCAGCAACCCCGUCACUGAACUUCUCUCGUCCUGCCCGCCCAGCCAAUCAACGCCCUCCAUCCAGGUGGGCUAGCUGUGCUCCCACUGCCUUGAUCUCUGCCCCCUCCGGUCCAAUGUCCCGCGCCCCAAGCCCCUUGGCACACACCCCUAGCCCCAUAGCAAGAACCCCAAGCCCCGCACUAAAGCAGCAAUCUUUCUGCUCCUAUUUGCUCCACACCGAGACUGUCAUCAUGUGAGAGACACGUUCCCCGACCCCCUUUUGACCCCGCCUCCCCCAAUUCAACCCCACAGGACUCGGAUGAUAUAGUCUGCCCUUUCUUGAAAUAUUAAAGACUGUUCUUUCGAUCCAUCUUGAAAAAAGUGCUUUAAGAGAUUUUCUAUGAGAUUACUUAGAAUGACUUACACAUAUAAGAAACAAAAUGGUUGACUCCUAUUCAGUCUCCAGUGUUAGUGGCCUUCCUUUCUCCUGUGCCAAACUUCUUUACUUUUUGUUUCUUUCACUCUCUUUUACUUCCCUUCUAUUCUUUCAUUUUCUCUUUCUUUUUAUUGAUGAUUUUUGGAUGGCUGUGUAUAUUGCGAUACAGCAUGGCCCCCUUACUUGUGUGUGUGUGUGUGUGUGUGUGUGUGUGUGUGUGUGUGUGUGUGUGUGUGUGUGUGUGUGUGUGUGUGUGUGUGUGUGUGUGUGUGUGUGUGUGUGUGUGUGUGUGUGUGUGUGUGUGUGUGUGUGUGUGGCUUGUUGGCUUGUUUUUAAAAGCGAGUUGGCCGUGUCCUGUCACCACAGCAGCAACAUGCUAACUGUCUAUAGUGUGUUUUACUGUGUCAUAUUAUCAAAAUAACAAAUUUGAAAAUGUUCAAGUAACCAUAGUAAGACAUACAGUUAUGACUAUGUAAUGCUUCUGCUGUCCUUUUUUCUCUCUUGAUAAUAAAUAAACACGACAGUGCUUUAA